GAUAAUGCUAUUUAUCACAAUGACGGCACAGACAACGCUUGUUUUGUGCUUGCUGACGAAGGCGGCUUGGGGCGAGAUGAAAUUUCCACCUGGCUUCAGAUUCGGGGCUGCAACCGCUGCUUAUCAGAUCGAAGGUUCCUGGAACGUGAGUGAUAAAGCCGAGAGCGUAUGGGAUAGGUUUACACAUGAACAUAAAUAUUACGUGGACUCUGGAAGCAAUGGUGAUGUCGCCUGCGACUCCUACAACAGGUGGAAGGAUGAUGUACGAAUUGCAAAGGAGUUGAACUUACACUUCUAUAGGUAUGGUUGGUUUUUUUUAACUUACGCUGGCAAAUGAGGAAUUUAUG
Molecule: messenger RNA, 347 nt
Organism: Bombyx mandarina (wild silkworm)
Lineage: Eukaryota; Metazoa; Arthropoda; Insecta; Lepidoptera; Bombycidae
Product: myrosinase 1-like
Biological process (GO): carbohydrate metabolic process
Molecular function (GO): beta-glucosidase activity
Source: RefSeq, a predicted model, not a curated record